AUGCGUUGCGCAGUUGCCGCAGCUUUCCUUGCGGCCGGUGCCCAUGCGGCUGCCGUCACGCCUCUCGCUGCUCGAGCGACUUCUUCCAGCUCUUCUGGGGGCUGGGAGACACGGUACACUGCCACCGGUACCGCUGCUGUCGCGGCUGCUGCUGCCACGGCCAAGACUAGCAGCCCGACCAGCAACGUCAAAGGCAAGGCUUUUGACCGCUUUGUCAUUAUCUGGAAUGAAAACACCGAUUACGACAAGGCUAUUGGUGAUCCCAACUUUGCAUGGCUCGCCAAGAAGGGCAUCACGCUGUCCAACAACUUUGCUGGCAUCAGUUGGUCUAGCUACUUUGAAGACCUGCCAUACUCUGGUUUUGAAGGCAUGGCAUGGGUGAACCAACAAAAUGGAGCCAAUGAUUACGUCCGAAAGCACAGCCCGCCUUUAUUCUUUGACAGUGUGGCUGGAUCAGAGCAGCGGUUGUCACAGAUCAAGAACAUCUCCAUGGUCUACCCCGAGCGCUCCCUGUUCCACAAGGACAUUAAAGCUAAUAAGCUGCCGCAAUGGAUCUUCAUCGCAGGCAACCUCACCUCAGACGGCCACGAUUCCUCUGUGACUGUUGCUGGCACUUGGACAAGGAGUUUUCUUGAGCCUCUGCUUGAAGACAAGAACUUCAUGAACAAUACCUUGGUUCUGGUCACUUUUGAUGAGAAUGAGACGUACACACAAAAGAACCGAAUCCUCGGUGUUCUUCUGGGAGACGCAAUCCCUAAAGAACUUAUUGGUACCACAGAUUCCAACUUCUACAAUCAUUACUCAGAACUUGCCACGGUUGAGGCCAACUGGGAUCUCCCGACACUCGGAAGGUGGGAUGUCGGCGCCAACGUCUACAAAUUUGUCGCAGACAAGACCAAUAGCGUCAUUCGCCAGUGGAGCAACACCUUGGCAGUGCCAGACCGCUACUUCAACCUGUCGUAUGCUGGCUUUUUUAACAGUAAGACGGCGAAGCAGUACCCCAAGCCCAACUUGGCUCUGGAUGAGAAUGCGGCCGGCAGGAAGAUUCUCGAGUCCAUCAAGGCGACCUGGAAAGACAGCAAAGCUCCUACAUACUACGAGGAUACUGUUCAGGUUUCGGACGGACUUAACCCGCCUCCUGGCUACAAGGCGUAA
Molecule: messenger RNA, 1155 nt
Organism: Colletotrichum scovillei
Lineage: Eukaryota; Fungi; Ascomycota; Sordariomycetes; Glomerellales; Glomerellaceae
Product: phosphoesterase
Exons: 3
Coding region: 1-1155 (384 amino acids)
Biological process (GO): phospholipid catabolic process
Molecular function (GO): hydrolase activity, acting on ester bonds
Source: RefSeq, a predicted model, not a curated record